GGUGAGAUAUUCUCACCACAGCAUUGAGUCUAGCGAGAAGCAGCAGGAGAAACUGUCAAAGUGUGUGUCCCUGCACGGUGCGCGUCUGCAUGGGGAGAGGAUUCGGACCCUGGGGGUCCUCGGAUGGAGGUUUCCCCACCAGGACGGGUCCAGGGAUCCAGGGAGCCCCGUGUAUCCAUGCACGGGUUUGAUCUCCACCCGGCGGAGAAAUCACGGGCCACACAGGCAGAGGUUUGCAGAUUUCCUUCUGCUUUGACGCAUGCAUCUUUAUUCACGAUGUUUUCCCAUCCACGGACAGUAAAUCGUGCAGCCGCAUUGCCACGAUCUCCAUCCUUGUAAGUGACAUCAGCGAUCACCAGAGCAUCAGGUCCGACAUGUCUCUCCCCGGCUGGAGGCUCUCCUCCCCCGGCCAGCGCCACUGAGAAGCCCCGCAUCAUGGAGAGCAGGAUCCGCACGGCCACGGUGGGAGACGGGGCUGGGAAUCUGACGGCAGCCCACCUCUGGCUGGACCCGGGGAACGCGUCCAGUCCUCCGGUGCGGUGGGACGGCGGCCCGCCGGCGGGCAGCGGGCUGGCCCCGCAGCUGCACCCGCAGCUGGAGCAGCUGGACCCGCACAGAGCCUACCGGGACUUCAGCACCGCCGUGCAGCUGCUCAUCCUCCUGGGCUCCCUGCUCGGUAAUGCCACGAUGUUGUGGUGCACGUGCUACACGAGCGUCUUUAAAUCCGUGACCAAUCGAUUCAUCAAGAACCUGGCGUGCUCCAGCAUCUGUGCCGGCCUGCUGUGUGUCCCGUUCGACGUGGCCCUGGGGGCCAGCCCUCGCUGCUGCCCCUGGCUGCACACGCUGCUGCUCUGCAAGGCGCUCAAGUUCCUCCACAAACUCUUCUGCUCCGUCACGGUGCUCAGCUUCAGCGCCAUCGCGCUCGACAGGUACUACUCAGUGCUGUACCCAUUAGAGAGGAAAAUCUCCGAUGCAAGAUCUCGAGAUUUGGUCAUCUACAUCUGGGUCCACGCGGCCGUGGCCAGCCUCCCCGUGUUUGCCGUGACCAACGUGACGGAUGUCUACGUCACUUCGUCCUGCUCACAUGACCACGCCCGCUCCCUGGGCCACAUGGUCUACGUGUUGAUCUACAACGUGACCACGGUGAUCCUCCCCCUGGCCUUGGUCUUCUUCUUCAUGCUUCUGAUCCGCAGAGCGCUCAGCGCCAGCCAGAAGAAGAAGGUGAUCAUCGCAGCGCUGCGGACGCCGCAGAGCAGCAUCUCCAUCCCGUACGUGUCCCAAAGAGAAGCCGAGCUCCACGCCACGCUGCUGGCUGUUGUUCUGGCCUUCUCGGCCUGCAGCGCCCCUUACGGGGCCUUGGUGGUUUAUCGCACCAUUCUCGUAGACGCCAAAGCGCUUCCGGUCUCGCUGUAUCUCACCGCCCUCUGGCUCCCCAAGGUGUCCCUGCUCACCAGCCCUCUGCUGUUUCUGACUGUCAAUCGCUCGGCACGUCUCAGCUGGCUGGACCUGCUGGCCAGGGUCCACAGACGCUACAGCCGGCGUAACGUGGUCAGCACGGGCGCCCUGGCCUCUUUAGGGGGCGAGGGUGCGACCGGGGAGCCGGCAGGCCUGGAGACGGCCGGCCGCUCCGGGAGCCAGCUCUUAGAGAUGUUUAACAUCGGCCAACAGCAGAUUUUCAGACCCUCUGAGGAGGAAGAAGAAGAGGAGGACGCCCAGAACGACAGCCCCUGUCAAAAUACAGGACCCAAAGAGGACCUGAAGGGUGCGUCAAAACUCGGUAGCACCCGAGGCGAAGUGAGAAAGGACACUGGCGGGGGGCUGGUCAUCACUAAAGAGGUCCCCGCUUCGGUCAUGCCACCCCGGGUUUCUCCCGUCCACACGUGCGCUUAUGCCUCCUCGUCUCAGGUGGCGCCCGCUACGCCUACGGAGGCCGAGUACUCCACUCAGUUUGGCUUCGGACCCUUCGAGCUGCCGCCGCAGUGGUUACCUGAAACCAGGAACAGCAAGAAGAGGCUGCUGCCUCCUCUGGGGAACACGCCGGAGGAGCUGAUCCAGACCAAAGUGCCCCGGCCGCGGCCUGAGCGGCGGAUCAGCAGGAACAACAAGGUCAGCAUCAUUCCCACCGUGGACCCGUGAACCCAUCCCACCUGCAACUCUGGACACAACUCGGUGCAGGGAAGACCUCACGGGUCCAGCAAGCCACGGAGCUUCAAAUAAUCAAGUGUCUCAAUGAAGCAGUUCUACACUGACUACAUGACUGAAAAAGCACUUUUUUUUCUAUCUUUCUUUUUUUGAUUGGAGCUGGUAUCAGUAUUAACAAAAAAACACUGUACAGACCAAAUUAUACUGCCGAUACUCAAUAAUAUAUUCCGGUUUGAAUGAAUAAGAGGAUAUUGGGUCUCCUAACACGGAGUAUGGAUAUACUGUGAUUGCACUCAAGAGUCAGUCUUUUCUCUUAACCUUUCUUGGGACUUUUUCUUGACCAUAUUUUGCAAUUUUCACUAAAAUAUUUCAGUAUGGUGUUCCAUUCUUCUUCUGAUGUCUUAGGUGUUGUUUGUACUUUAAAUUAUGUAGAUUUCAUGUGACGACAAUGCAGAUGUAGAUUAUGCAAAUAUAUUUUGGAAAUGAGUUGAUUAAGUUUUGAUUCAUUUCUCUGAAACUCAAAGUGAAUCAAAGAGACAAAAGAGAACAGAAAAGUAAGAAUGUGCUGUGGAGAUAAAAAAAACAAAAAAAAACACCAUCUGAGUCUUUGAAUCAUCUUUGAUCCAUUUUUAUUGACUAUAUAAAGGUUUUUUCGACAAUCAUUUUCACAUUUAAAUAACUGUAAAAGAAAGCAGGUAAGAGCGGUGACACAAGCGCAGCAGAAGCUCUGUGAUAAAUUCCUCUGACGGACACCUUUGGCUC
Cololabis saira (Pacific saury) is the source of this 2904-nucleotide messenger RNA. It is a transcript of the gene gpr176, whose product is annotated as G protein-coupled receptor 176. The record is from RefSeq and is a predicted model, not a curated record. Gene Ontology annotation, biological process: G protein-coupled receptor signaling pathway. Gene Ontology annotation, cellular component: plasma membrane. Lineage: Eukaryota; Metazoa; Chordata; Actinopteri; Beloniformes; Belonidae. Gene Ontology annotation, molecular function: G protein-coupled receptor activity. The coding region runs from base 436 to 2136 and encodes 566 amino acids. The transcript has 3 exons.